Messenger RNA from Ruditapes philippinarum (Manila clam), 1044 nucleotides. Its product is annotated as galanin receptor type 2-like. The transcript has a single exon. The record is from RefSeq and is a predicted model, not a curated record. NCBI's taxonomy places the organism in Eukaryota, Metazoa, Mollusca, Bivalvia, Venerida, Veneridae. Gene Ontology annotation, cellular component: plasma membrane. Gene Ontology annotation, biological process: G protein-coupled receptor signaling pathway. Bases 1 to 1044 code for a protein of 347 amino acids. Gene Ontology annotation, molecular function: G protein-coupled receptor activity.
AUGUCAAACUCUACAAAUGGAUCACGACGAAGUGACCUUGGAUUUAUUGCUGACCAGCUUGACCUUUAUGCACCGCCAAUUUUAAUUUUGAUUGGAGUAACAUGUAACAGUCUGGUUAUAGUAAUCAUGAGAACCCGUUAUUUUAGUAAUGUGUCAACAUCACUUUACAUGUGUUUUAAUGCAAUCGUUGAUAAUAUUACACUUCUCGUAGCAUUCCCCUUGCACUGGCUUCACGUGAGUUUUCCUGAGCUGAUUUAUAGAGGAGAUUAUGAAGAUUACAUAUGCAAAGUAACAUAUUUCAUAGGAGUGAGUACGAGUAAUAUGGGUAUUGUUCUCACAGCGGCAAUGACAUUGGAGCGAGCUGUAGCUAUAAAGUUUCCUCUUAAAGCUCCAAGUCUCUGUACGAAACGGAAGGCUAAAUACGUCAUGCUGGGACUUGUGAUGUUUGUAGCAUUAAAGGAUAUUCAUUACCUUCUAAAGUCAAAAAUGGUUCCUAAAGAUUUUUUAGCAUAUCUUUGUGAAAUUGACAUAACUAAUAACAUACUGCGGGUGUAUGUGAACAGAGUUUGGCCCAUUUCUCAGAACAUAUUUUUAUUUCUAUCCUUCUUCGUAAUAAUCUUUAGUAAUUUGAUAAUAACGAAAAGUGUUCGCGAUGCUGACAAGGCCGCUUUCACUCUUCAAUCUGAAGAUAUGAACGGCAGAAAUAUCAGAGCAACAAGUAAUGGUCUUCAUAGAAAGUCGUCCAAGUCACGACAGCUUACUGUAAUGUUGAUACUGGACUCUGUCACGAUCAUGGUAUGUACGCUACCGCUUGCAUUAUACGACAUUAUUCGGCCAGAUUUCGUCGAUGCUGAUGUCGGACAUAUUGUAUUUUGUGUGAUAUUCUACCUUGUGUAUGUAAACAGAUGCGCUAACUUUUUCCUGUAUUGCAUUACGGGAUCAAGGUUUCGUCAAGCGCUAAGGAGCAUUUGCUGCGGUCGCCGUUUUGGAAGAAAAGACUCGAUUUAUUACAUUCACCAGACAAGGGAGUCAAUGUAUCAUUGA